Molecule: messenger RNA, 242 nt
Organism: Suillus fuscotomentosus
Lineage: Eukaryota; Fungi; Basidiomycota; Agaricomycetes; Boletales; Suillaceae
Exons: 1
Coding region: 33-239 (68 amino acids)
Source: RefSeq, a predicted model, not a curated record
UGGAAGGCAUCCAGCAGCUGAGUAGGUGCUUCAUGCUGUUGACUCUCGAUGGUUUUAACAUCCAUGCUCCAAUCGAAGGUGCGGACCUGAGCGGAAUGAAAUAUGCGGAAGGAGCAGGAUUAGACACGAGAAAGAAGUGUUUGCCGGGAACCCGAGAGGAAAUUCUGGAUGAGGUCACGACUUGGAUCAACAAGGCUCCCGAUCGCUGUACGAAGCUAUGGACUUACGAAAGAUACUAAGCA